AUGCUCUGCCUCGUCCCGCAGCCCACCGCGUGGUCGCCGCCGCACCGGACGCACGAACGGCCGCGCCGCUCUCCCCGCUGCAGCCUGGCCGCCGCCUCUCCCCGCGACUUUGCCUUCCGGCGGCUCACGCCCGAGCGGCCGGAGCUGCCCGUGCUGCUCUUUCUGCCCGGCAUCGACGGCACCGGCAGCGCGGGCGCCACGCAGUGGCCGCGCCUCGCGUCGAGCUUCGAGGUGCACGCGCUCUCCUUUGCGCCCGCGGAUCGCUCCUCCUUUGGCGACGUGCUGAGCGGCUGCGAGGCCUUCCUGGGCGACACCGCCGCCGGCCGAGGCACGCUUCUCGUGGGCGAGUCGACCGGCGCCGUGGCGGCCCUUGGACUCGCCUAUCGCGCGCCGAACGCGGUGGACGGACUCUGCCUCGUCAACCCCGCCACUGGCUACGCGGGCAGCGCGCUCUCGACGCUCGCGCCGCUGCUGACCCGGCUGCCGAGAGGCGUGUACCGCGCGGCGCCGUACGCGGUCACGCCGCUCUUCGGCAAGCGGGACUGGUUUCGCUCCAUCGUCGGCGAGGACGCCACGACGGGCCCGCCUCCGCUCCUGCCCUCUCCCGCCGCGGUGCUCUCCGCCAGCGGGGCGCUCGCCGACGCCCUCCCUGCAGAGGCCCUUGCGUGGCGGCUCGAGGAGCACCUGCGCAAGGGCAGCGCGGCGGUCAACGGGCGCCUCGCGGCGGGAGGGCGCGCCCCGGCAUCGAGCACGCUGCUGCUCGCGGGCGGGCGGGACCUGGUCCUCGCUUCGCCCGCCGAGACGUCGCGCCUGCAGCAGCGGCUGCCCGGCUCGGUGCGCAAGCUGCUGCCGUCCGCGGGCCACGCCUGCCUCGACGACGCUCGCUCGCUCAACCUGCGGCUAGAGCUGGCGCAAAGCGGCGUGCUGAGCGCAGGCAUGCGCCGCCUCUUCUCGCCCCUCUUUUACACGGUCCGCGCCGACGGGGCGCUCGAGCGCGGCGUGCUUGGGCUGGCGCUGCCCGCCGCCGGCUCGCCCGUCCUCUUCGUGGAGCUUCUGCGCGAGCGAGACAGGCUGCUGCGGCCGAUGGUCUUCCCGCCCCUGCUCGCCUCCGAGUCGCCGCUCGCUCCCUUGCCCUACCCGCUGCCCGGCACGGCCGCAACCUUCGAGCGCUUCGGAGCCACAAAGGCGCUCGCCAGAGGAGAGUGCGUGCUCCUCUUCCCGGGCGGAGCUCGCGAGGUCUUCAAGCGCAAGGGGGAGCAGUAUCGCCUCUUCUGGGGCGAGGACGCCGACUUCGUCCCCUUCUCUGGCCUCGGCGGGGACGAGUCCUUCUCCCUCGCGCUCGACUCGGACGAGCUCCUCAGUGCGCCGCUCGUCGGUGACUUCUUCCGGCAGCGGGUCGGCACGCUGCCCUCCUUCGUCCCCGGCGACGUCUUUGUGCCCCCCCUCGGCGCUCUGACGCCGCAGAGACACUACUUCCUCUUUGGGGCGCCCGUCGACCUGACCGGCGUCGAGCCCUCCGACCGCGAGACUUGCGCGAGCGUGUACGACGAGGUGCGAGCCGCCGUCGUCGGCGGCGUCGCGCGGCUGAAGCGAGAGGUCCGCGAGCGCGAUGGGUUCAGAGACAACUUCAAGAGGACUGCAUGGGAGGCGGUCUACGACGCGCAGGCGCCGGGGCCAGAGCUGUAG
Molecule: messenger RNA, 1686 nt
Organism: Emiliania huxleyi CCMP1516
Lineage: Eukaryota; Haptophyta; Isochrysidales; Noelaerhabdaceae
Exons: 7
Coding region: 1-1686 (561 amino acids)
Cellular component (GO): membrane
Source: RefSeq, a predicted model, not a curated record